AUGACUUCAAUUGAUAAAGCAAAGGACCUUAGCGGAGACGCUGUUCGUACUGAUUCAAAUGCUUCUCAAGCGGGAAAAGACACUGAGAACAUGGAAAUCGGCGAGGUCUAUUGCCAUCCCACGACCGCAGAAGAGAAAGCACUAUUGAGAAAGAUUGAUUGGCGUUUGAUGCCACUACUAACGGCCUCCUAUUUUCUACAAUUCCUCGAUAAAAGCAGUCUUAACUAUGCUUCAAUAAUGGGUUUGAUACCUGACACUGGGCUUGUGGGACAGGAAUAUUCAUGGUUAGGAAGUGCUUUCUAUUUUGGCUAUCUGAUAGCCAACUACCCAGCCUCCUUGGGCUUUAUCAAGUUCCCAUUGGCGAAGUUUCUCUCGGUUUCAAUUGUCAUCUGGGCCAUUGUCUUAGGGUGUCAUGGAGCUGCCAAUAACUUUGUUGGGUUGUGUAUUCUCCGCGUUCUCUUGGGAAUCACGGAGAGUACUGUUAGUCCUGGGUUCAGUUUGCUGACGGGAAUAUGGUAUAAGCCUUCUGAGCAUGCUUGGAGACAUGGAAUAUGGUUUUUGGGAAAUGGGAUUGCCAAUACCUUUGGGGGCUUGCUAGCUUAUGGUAUUGCUCACAUCGGAGGACGCUUGGGAUCAUGGAGAUGGCUAUUUAUCAUCUUCGGUUUGAUUACUAUUGCCUGGGGUGUCCUACUUUAUUUCACUUUGCCGGAUGCCCCCUUGACUGCUCGAUUUCUCACUCAACGCGAGCGAGAAAUUGCUGAUCGACGACCGCAAAAGACACAACAUAGUUUCAAGACAAAUAAGUGGUCAAGAUCUCAAUGCAUUGAGGCUCUUCUUGAUCCUAAAACAUGGUUGAUAUCCCUCAUUAUCGCUGUGACAUCAAUUACCAAUGGAGUAGUUUCAAAUUUCGGAUCCUUGAUCAUCAAAUCCUUCGGUUUCGGCCAGCUGGAUACCAUCUUACUUGGCAUACCCAACGGAGGUUUCCAAAUUGCAGCUGUGAUUGCUGCGACCUACACAGCUUCGAAAGUUCGCAGGUCCCGUCUCAUAAUUAUCGUUGUUGGAUAUAUAUUUGCUUUGGUUGGGAUAUUGUUGGUCAAGGAACUUCCAACAUCCAACAGAUAUGGACGUCUGGUCGGAUGCUGGAUGAUGAUCUUGUUUUCCUCCGCCUUCCCUCUUCUUCUCAGUUUGAUGGCUAGCAAUACAGCAGGAUUCACCAAGAAAACCACCGUCAAUGCUAUCUUCUUCAUCGGAUACUGUGCUGGCAACAUUGGUGGGCCUCAGCUAUUCAAAUCCGCAGAAGCUCCAAAUUACCACACGGCAUACAACGGCAUGAUCGCUUGCCUGGCCAUCUCCAUUGUGCUAUCAAUCAUUUUAAGACAGUAUAUGGACAGGGAGAACAAACGACGCGAUCGAGAACAAGGAGUUUACAUUGAUCCCGAGCCAAAACAUGUAGAGGAUAUUGAUGAUGUGGAUUUGACAGUCGAGCGUGUUGUAUUAACCGAUUGGGAAAAUAAAGGAUUUCGUUAUUAUUUAUAA
Molecule: messenger RNA, 1536 nt
Organism: Botrytis fragariae
Lineage: Eukaryota; Fungi; Ascomycota; Leotiomycetes; Helotiales; Sclerotiniaceae
Product: putative vitamin h protein
Exons: 6
Coding region: 1-1536 (511 amino acids)
Biological process (GO): transmembrane transport; tripeptide transport; dipeptide transport
Cellular component (GO): plasma membrane
Molecular function (GO): allantoate transmembrane transporter activity; dipeptide transmembrane transporter activity
Source: RefSeq, a predicted model, not a curated record